AUGGUCAGAGCCAGGUGGACACGUGUCCUGGACGAGCAGAGAGUCAAAAGAUCAUCCCAUGCCGUAACUGUGAUUGGCAGCAAUGCCUAUAUUUACGGCGGAGAAAUCAACCCGCGUAAGCCUGUUAAUUCGGACAUCCACACGGUCCGCCUCGCCGAGGUUCAGAACGAUGAGGGUUUGGUGUCAAAGAUCGCCUCAUCAAGCUCUGGUCCAUCGCCCCGGGUUGGAGUCCUCUCAACGGCCGUGAAUGGGAAACUGUACGUUUUCUCCGGACGAGGAGGAAUAGCUAUGAGUCCAAUUGAGGAGAAAGGCUCGCUGUGGGUUUUCGAUCCAGCCGAAGAACAAUGGGCGUCCGUUGGCCCCCAAGACGAAACUCUACCACAUCCCCAAGGUCGAAGCUAUUACGCCCUUACAUCCGAUGGUCAUGACACUAUUUUCCUCCAUGCUGGCUGUCCAGAAAAGGGUAGACUUUGCGAUCUUUGGUCAUUCCAAAUUGAAGAUCGGGUAUGGAACCGGUUGGCUGAUGCUCCAGAACCUGCCCGAGGAGGCCCCUCUAUUGCGUUCGCGGGUGGCAAGUUGUACCGCAUGAACGGUUUCGAUGGGAAGACUGAACAAGGUGGCAACGUCGAUAUAUAUGAUGUCGCCAAUGACAUUUGGACAACUGUGCCAUACGGCGCAGAUGGCCGUUCGGGUCCGACAGCGCGGAGUGUGGGCUGCCUUGUGCCAACCAGAGUGUCUGAGCAAUCGGUUCUGGUCACCAUGUUUGGUGAGAGUGACCCCAGCAACCUUGGCCAUCAAGGCGCGGGGAAAAUGCUUGACGACGUCUGGGUUUUCCAUCUCGAUACAUCGACCUGGACUAAGGUGGACGUGCCCGAUUCAGAUCGGCCUGCUGCACGGGGGUGGUUCGAUGCUGAUGUCUUGCAGAGCUCGCCAAUGCCAAAGGUUGUGAUCCACGGAGGCCUUGCGGAAUCUAAUGAGCGACUCGGGGACCUCUGGACCCUGGAACUGAUUGAUUGA
Messenger RNA from Fonsecaea multimorphosa CBS 102226, 1017 nucleotides. RefSeq lists its product as uncharacterized. Lineage: Eukaryota; Fungi; Ascomycota; Eurotiomycetes; Chaetothyriales; Herpotrichiellaceae. The transcript is spliced from 2 exons. Gene Ontology annotation, molecular function: protein binding. Bases 1 to 1017 code for a protein of 338 amino acids. The record is from RefSeq and is a predicted model, not a curated record.